UCGCAGAGUGGACUCUCUGGCAUCAGUUGUUGCUGACUUUCAUCACUUCGGCGUAGCAGGCAGAGGGACCUGUUCCAGCUCUGCAACAGCACCGGCCCAGACUCAGGGAUGAUCCCACAACAGAUGGCAGAAGUGUGAGAAAACAGGGAAUGGCUUCCACAGGGGUCGGCCUCCGCGUUCAGGGGGACGACAACCUCCAGUCCAUGCUUGUGGGAUCGGUAAUGAGGAAAGUCAAGUCUCGUACCUGGAAGAAGCAGCGCUACUUCAAACUGCAGGAUGACUAUAUGACCAUCUGGUACAAGUCCAAGAAGGCUGGUAACACCCACUCCACAUUUUCAGUGAGUGAUUUGGAGGCAAUACGAGAUGGACACCAGUCCGAGGUCCUGCUCAGCAUCGCUGAUGAGUUCCCGGCUGACCGAUGCUUCACUCUGGUCUUCCGUGGUCGCAGGGGAAACCUGGACCUGGUGGCUGAGUCAGCCGAUGAAGCACAGUCCUGGAUCAACGGCAUGAGGACGCUGAUCGAGAACUUGGAGAACAUGGGGGAGCGGGAGAAACUGGAUCAAUGGAUUGGUGACUGGUUCAGGAAGGCAGACAAGAAUAAUGACGGCAGGAUGAACUUCAAGGAAGUGCAAGAUUUACUGAAAAUGAUGAAUGUGGACAUGAACGAGCACCACGCUCAUCGUCUCUUCACAAUGGCUGACAAGUCCCAAUCUGGUAUGUUGGAAGACGAUGAGUUUGUGCUCUUCUACAAGAUGUUAACCCAGCGGGAGGAUGUACUGAGGGUUUUCCAGGCGUACUCGGUGGAUGGCCAGAAGUUACUCCAAAGUGACUUGGAGGACUUCCUGAGAGAGGAGCAGCUGGACGAGAUUGACAUGCAGCCGCAUGCCAAGCAGCUUAUCGAGCGCUACGAGCCCUCUGACACAGCCAAGCUGCUGAAUGCCAUGACGUUUGACGGCUUCUUGAUGUACCUUGGCUCAGCUGAGGGCUCCAUCUUCAACCCACAGUGGCGGGGUGUCUUCCAGGACAUGAGCCAGCCGCUGUGCCAUUAUUUCAUUUCCUCCUCCCACAACACCUACUUGAUGGAAGACCAGCUCCGAGGGCAGAGCAGUGUGGAGGGAUACAUCAGGGCUCUCAGUCGUGGCUGUCGGUGUGUAGAAGUGGACUGCUGGGAUGGUGCCAACGGAGAGCCCAUUGUCUAUCACGGACACACUUUCACCUCGAAGAUACUCUUCAAGGAUGUGGUUAACGCAUUGGAAAACUAUGCCUUCAAGGUAUCAGAAUAUCCAGUCAUUCUGUCGAUCGAGAACCACUGCAGCGUUGAGCAACAGAAAGUCAUGGCCCAACACCUCAACCACAUUCUCGGAGACAAACUGCUGAAAAGCACACUAGAGGGCAAGGCCCCCGUUGAGCUGCCGUCUCCUGAGGAUCUGAAGGGUAAGAUUCUCCUGAAGGCAAAGAAAAUUGGUGGUCUGGAGGAGAAUUUCAAUGGGACGGUGGAGGACCCUCAGAGCGGAGAGGUCAGUGAUGAAGACGAGGUGGCUGAAAUCAACGAAGAUAAUCUCCACCGUGAGAGCAUCUGUCGGAGAAUAAAGAGGUCGACCCAGCGUCUGUCUAAGGAGCUGUCGGACUGUGUUGUUUACUGCAAAAGCGUCCAGUUCAGUAACUUCAAACACUCCCGCAUCCACUCCAAGUUCUAUGAGGUGGCUUCUUUCACGGAGUCCAAGGCCCGCAAGCACCUGAGGGAGGCUGGGACCGAGUUUGUGCACCAUAACUCACGGCAGCUGACCAGAGUUUAUCCCAGUGGCUUCCGAACAGACUCCUCCAAUUUCAAUCCGCAGGAAAUGUGGAAUGCUGGGUGCCAAAUUGUUGCGUUGAACUUCCAGACGGCCGGGGAGGGGAUGGAUCUGAACGACGGACUGUUUGGGCAGAAUGGGAGCUGUGGCUACGUGCUAAAGCCCAGCUUCAUGAGAGAGGUCGGCAGCAGAUUUGACCCUGAGACACCGCAACAAAGGGAUUGCUACCAACCUGUGAUCCUCACCAUACAGGUGAUCAGUGGUCAGCAGCUCCCCAAAGUCAACGUUAAAGAGGAUUCAAUCGUGGAUCCUCUGGUCAGGGUCGAGAUCCAUGGUGUUCCUAUGGACCAGGCCAAGCAGGAGACCAGAUACAUUGAGAACAAUGGAUUCAACCCUGUGUGGUACGACACUCUGCGCUUCACCAUCCACACUCCCGAACUGGCCAUGGUUCGAUUUGUGGUGGAAGACUAUGACAAGACAUCUAAGAACGACUUUGUGGGGCAGUAUACGCUCCCCCUCAGCUGCGUGCAGCAAGGUUAUCGGCACAUUCACCUGUUUUCCAAAGAUGGAACCAGAAUUCCUCCUUCCUCCCUAUUUGUGCACGUCAGGAUCACAGAGCUGGAGUAAUCCCUCCUGGGUGGGCAACAUCCCGAGCACAUGUUAUUCAAUUCCUAGAGAAGACUUAUUCCUUCUGAUAGGAAAAUACUAAUAGCUCCUUGAUUAUUAUCUCAUUCUUAUUUGAUGUGAAUACAUAUUAUGCCAAAUCUUGUAGAGGUCCAGUGGCAGCGGAUGGACAUGAAUUAUGCAUGUUUUUUUGUUUUGCUCACUUUAGUGUGCGUACCCCGUUCCUGUGAUUCACUUGAACUUUGCUGCUCAUGUUUGGUGUACUAGUAUUUGUAUGUUUCUGCUGGAUUAUUCUGUUGUAGAGAAGAAUGUGCCACCAAUGUUUUAGGUCCAGGAUGUAUAUUUCCUGUCAGUAUUUUCUCUUUGACGAACAACACUUCAUCACCUAAAAAGAAAAUCCCAAUCAAGUGGAAUGCACACGCUGUUUCUACAAUCUCUGGUGACAUCAAAAAGAAGCUGAACUAAAUGGAGGUCCAAACUCAGCGACAAAUCAUUUUAAAUCUAGUUUCAGACAUAUUUCAGAAGGAGACAACAAGCACCGGCGUUAAGGGCUGUGGUCACAUGGUGAUGUAUUUGAGGAAUAACUUUAAACUUGUUGUACUCCACCGCUGUCCAUGAGGUAGUCAUUUGAGAAAGAUAUAUUAUCUCAAGUACUUUUAGGCCAAUAUGAUAAAGUUUUUAGAAAUGAUAAUGAAUCAGUCCGUCUAUAGAACAUUUAAACCGAACAAAAACAAAUAUAAUUCACCAAAUUCCAAAAACCAAAUGCAUUCUGAAUAUCCCACCACGAUUACGGACUCUUAUGAUUAGUUUUUCGGAGGUGCGCGUUAUUUCAGCUCCCUCCCUUCCACAGCAUUCUGCUGUCGCUGAGCAUCUACAGUGGCGCUACGGAGAGCGAAUGGCGCCUCCCAGUGUCCCCAGUGACUGUUUGAGUGUUUCCCUGCUAUUUCCAUUAACACCAGACUCUUCUGCAUGUUGCUCAUUUGGAAAAAGGCUGCUGUGACUGUAGUUCGGCUCUGUAGACUAAAGACAGACAUGCUGAACUCAUGUGUCAUCUGAUGUUAUUUCAUGGAAUGUACAUAUAUUACCUAUUACCUGUGCAUAUGUGUUUUGAUAUGUCUAUUUUUGUAUACUUGGAAAACUUCGUAUGAAUUGUACAGCAUAGCACAUUGUAGUGUUCAUUUGUUGUUGUUUUUGUAGAACCCUUGUAUUAAUUUUCCAUUAUACCUGCAAAUAAAUAUGUUUGUCAUUUUA
Messenger RNA from Gasterosteus aculeatus aculeatus (three-spined stickleback), 3668 nucleotides. RefSeq names its product 1-phosphatidylinositol 4,5-bisphosphate phosphodiesterase delta-4. Gene Ontology annotation, cellular component: plasma membrane. Lineage: Eukaryota; Metazoa; Chordata; Actinopteri; Perciformes; Gasterosteidae. Gene Ontology annotation, molecular function: phosphatidylinositol-4,5-bisphosphate phospholipase C activity; calcium ion binding. Gene Ontology annotation, biological process: lipid metabolic process; intracellular signal transduction. The record is from RefSeq and is a predicted model, not a curated record.